Molecule: messenger RNA, 2979 nt
Organism: Neospora caninum
Lineage: Eukaryota; Apicomplexa; Conoidasida; Eucoccidiorida; Sarcocystidae
Exons: 9
Coding region: 1-2979 (992 amino acids)
Source: RefSeq, a predicted model, not a curated record
AUGUUCGCUCCCUUUCCUUCACUUCCCUUCCUCUUUCUUUUGCCUUUUGUCUUAUCGUUUUCACAGACAUUUGCGUUCCACGCCGUCCGCCUGCUGAAUCGCUAUGCGCCUUCGGCUUUCGACGCCGAGGAGAAGGCUGAGGCGUUUCGGCGCGAGACGAAAGAGCUCAAUGAAGAAUUCGACUUGGACAUGCCCGAAGCGUUCGGCCUCGAACAGAGCCAGAAAGUCGAAAACGCCUACCUGGAUCUCCCUGCACUCUCGCACAAUGCAGAGACAAACCAGACGCACUCGCAGUUCCCUCCGCCUUUUGCCGCUCCGACGCCUUUGCCACGGCUCGACGAGAACGAGGAAUUGAUUCAAGAAAUCCGAUCUCUCCACGACGAUGUGACGAAGCGAAUUCCCUGCUUUACCCCAGCAGUGAAGCUGGACAUGCUGCGAACAGUUCUCGAGAGUCUCCUCCAAGUUUCGGGGGGCACAGAUCCCGCCUACCUCAUUCAAUUCACUCGGCUCCUUCUUCGCCACGCUUUCAACGUACAGCCCAUCGAGGUUGCUCGGAUUUUUCGGAAGAUUCUGGAAGAGAACAAAGACAGCAGUAACUGCGUAAAUGUUCUCCUCCUGGCCGACUGCGUCGUGGACGACCUCAGCCUCCGUCGCAUGCUGAGACCCGCGUGGAUGUUUUUCCUCCACGAUCACAGCGACCGGUCGCUCGAGGCAGAGCUGCUAACCCGGAAAGAGGACAUGUACCGGAACUUUGUUCGGCACUUCCUCAAGGAAGUGUUUGCGCGCAAUCUCUUCGCGGCCUUCGACGUGGCGUCGGCCUCGUCGCCUGAAGCGGAAGACUCUCUUUCGACCCCGCAAGAAGGCGAAGAAGACGACAAACGGUUCGAGGAACUGCUCGGCUCUUCCAAGUUGUUCCAAACGGACGAAGAGCGCAUGCAGUUGACGUGGCUCGCAGCUCUCGCGCGCGCAUGCGACAAGCAGGCGAACGACGCAGAAGAGCGGGAACAGAGAAAGUUGUAUGACUGGGAUUCCGAACCCGACGGGCUUUUCGAGAGCGAGGAGGCGACUGAAAAGGAACAAGCGACGGAAAAGGAACAUAUGGAGGGAGCGGAAACGCGACGAGAAAGGUCGUGUCAAGAGCCGGCCGCAGCAAAGGUCGGUGCGAAGGAACAGGCGAAAGAAGACCACGACGAACAGCUUUACGAGAUGUCGCUAAAGACUGCAGUUGCCACCGUGGCCUCCCUCAACGCCGCACCCUCAAAGCCUCCCUCGCUUCUGCCUCUCGGCCUCCCCGAAGGCUGGCGACUGGUGUCGCUGACCCCCCGGCAGGCCGCGCGAAUCGUCGCGAUCGAAAUCCGCGAAUGCGAGGAAGUGCUCGAGGAAGAAGCAGCCAACCGAAAGAAAGCCAUCGAAGACUCCGACGGCGCCACAGAUGGCAACGCCGAGUUAAAGCGACUGCUAGAGGUGACGAAGGACGUUUUCUUUUGUGGAGCAGGGCGCCUGCUCGAGGUGACGUUCACGCGCGAAACAGAUGACUUGUUUCGACCGCCUCUUGAGGACACCAUUGUGCAAGCGUCCAAUUUCUUCGCCGAAAGCGUCGGGAGUCUCUACAGAGAUCUUGAACGAAAAUCGCAAACGCCUGAGGAAGAAGCAGCCGCGCGCGCCAUGAUGGAGACGCCGCCCACGCCUCGCGAGCUUGCUGAGGAGCAGGCCCUCAAAGAGGCGAAGGAGGAGAAGAAGAAAGAGUUCCAGCAGAACUGGAAGAGUUUCCUGUCGGAUCUGACUCAAAAGAAAGAGGAGCUGAAGCAGCAGCUGCUGCGUGUGGAUCCUCACAUUCAGCGACUCGGCCCCGCCUCGGGGAAAAGUGCUCCAGGCUCACUUUUUGCUGACGCGAACAGCGACGAGAUAUCCCCUGAAGAGUUCACAGAUGAGAUGCUUUUCGCGGAGAGAGCUGCCGCCGCCGACGCGCGUGCCAAGCACCUCGCGGCAGUGCUGAACAUGUACCACGCCCGAGAGAAAGCCGCAAGUGUGCCUGCUGCCUCGUCUUCUGUGAAAGCCAAGGCGAAUGCAGCGGCGCAGGCUGCGGCGUUUCUCGCCUCGCGAGGCCGGUCGGUGCAUGCGAAGAAACAGGGAGAGGUGGGCGACCGAGGCUCCGAGGCGCUAGACGAGCAACGCAUCACGAAGGCGGCUUUGCGUGCUGCGGUGGCGAGAGCGCAGCACGAAGAAAAAGUGAACGAAGGGUACAGCAAGGAGGCGCAAGAAGCGGGACUUCCUCAACGCCACAGCGAGAAGGCCACGCGCACUGUCCUGGCGCUUCUGCAAGAGCUGGAGUACCGCAAGUUCUCAGUCAAGCAGCAGGCCGCACGGCAAACGAGCCGUGAAGACGGCGAAAUGGAUGAAGCAGAGAUGGACAAAGCGCUUGGAGGGCUAGACGAGUUGGACGAAAAAAGUGGGCAGAACGAAGGGGAAGGCGAGGCCGAUCGGAGCAGACAGGCAUUUAAGCAAGCAGAAAGAGAGGAGAAGAUUCUUCAGCGACAGCGUGCGCUGAUUGAAGCGUCGAAAAUGAAGCAGACCGGGGCCGCAGAAGCGGCGCGACAGCUUACCACAGAAAUUGUCGAAGACGCCUUGGCGGAGCGCGACAAAGGACAAAAGGCAGCCUCGUUCUGGUCAGCAGAGAGCGAAACGUUGCAGGUACAGAGUGGCACAGGCGCAGGGGGCGGCGCGAGGAAGUUGGUGACAGGGGAGGAAACCACAAAGCAGGAAACGAGUGGAGAUCGCGCACGCGACCGGCCUCUGAAGAAGGGCCAAAGCAUGCAGAGCUAUCUCGAUCAAGGAUACACACUCGUGUUCAAUACCCCGUACCGUGCAGAUGAGAUGCUAAGGAUGAAGGGCAUGAAUGACGGGCUCGACAUCGGCACGGACAUCGACGACAAAGACGUGGGAGACGUGGAAGAGGAGGACGAAGACGAUUUCGGCUAA